CACUAUCUUUACCGUAUGAUACUUCCAACAGUUGUUCAGGAGAGACUCGGAAUACUUGUUUUCGACCGGGGGAAUUGGCCUCUUUGGAUGGAAAACCAUUUAAGUAAUCACCAGUCGCCCUGAAAGUUGCAAUGUGGCCAUCCUCAUUAUCGGAGAUUAUUCGAGUGUUCGGUACCUUAUUAUAUUAUCGACAUGCUCUCCGCAUCUGAUCUGAGAGAAAGACUCAUCGGUGCAUGGUCUCUAGUGGACAUCGAUUUUAGAAUAGAGAAUGCCACCAAUGAUUUGGUCUCUUAUUCUGAUGAUACAGGCACACGAGGCAUUUUGCUGUACACGCCAGAUGGCUAUAUGUCGGUUCAAAUAUCACAAUCCAGCGCCCCCAGAUCUGCUAUUGCAGUCCCUGGCAGUGUUUCAGAAGAAGCAGAGGUGAGGACAUUUAUUAGGGGAUUUAUUGCAUACUCUGGUCGGUUUGAUAUCAAGGAGCAUAAGGGAAGACUGCAUUUAAUGCAUUUUGUUGAGCUUUGUAACUUUCCAAAUGGGCAAGGAGAUGUCCAGGAGCGAACUGCCGACCUUGAGGGGGACUUUCUGCAACUUAGCACAGACACGGCCAUAUCUGGAAUGGCAGAGUUCCAGUCUGCAACCUUACGGUGGAAGAGAAUCGACAUCGGGGUAUAAAUGGGUGGCGAUGUGAUGAUAAAACAUAGUAUCGACCUCUGCAGUUUCAACUGCGGAAGUCAAAUCACCAUUCUACGUAUCUAGAUCAUAAAAUAAUGGCUUCAAACAACGUUGAAGUCAGGUAUUAUAAACGAAGCACUGCGUCCAGAAUGCUCGAAAUUAAAGAUAAGCUGCCCUGAUGUCAAUAUCAGACUACGCAAGGACGAGGUGAAUUGAGUGAAUGGGUAUGAAAUAAAUCAUCAAUUGAUCACGGCCUCCAGUAUUAUAUGCUACGAUAGGAAUUAUUCGUCAAAAAUAUAGGCAGGUUUUGAACCUAGAC
Molecule: messenger RNA, 991 nt
Organism: Talaromyces proteolyticus
Lineage: Eukaryota; Fungi; Ascomycota; Eurotiomycetes; Eurotiales; Trichocomaceae
Product: Lipocalin-like domain-containing protein
Exons: 3
Coding region: 193-672 (159 amino acids)
Source: RefSeq, a predicted model, not a curated record